Neogale vison (American mink) is the source of this 1827-nucleotide messenger RNA. RefSeq names its product centromere protein T (gene CENPT). Gene Ontology annotation, cellular component: kinetochore. Gene Ontology annotation, biological process: mitotic cell cycle; kinetochore assembly; chromosome segregation. The record is from RefSeq and is a predicted model, not a curated record. Bases 1 to 1611 code for a protein of 536 amino acids. The transcript is spliced from 13 exons. Gene Ontology annotation, molecular function: DNA binding; protein heterodimerization activity. Lineage: Eukaryota; Metazoa; Chordata; Mammalia; Carnivora; Mustelidae.
AUGGCGGAGCACUACAACCGCGACAGCGAGCCUACGACGCGCACGCUCUUGCGGCGCGUGCUGGAUACUGCGGAUACGCGCACCCCGCGGCGACGCCGGAGUGCUAGAAUUGGUGCCCAGAAAGCUCUACUUGAAACACCUUCCUCUAGGAGGCUGAGCACCCCAACAAAGAUGAAUGUGAGGCGAGGUUCCCAUAGAGCUAGGUCUAUUGGCAGAUUGGCCCAUGUUCAUACCAGUGGGAACCUGGAGGAACAGACACCCCGGACUCUGCUGAAAAACAUAAUUCUAACUGCCCCAGAAUCUUCCAUCAUGACGCCAAAAUCUGUGGUGAAGCCAGUGCCGACACCGCAAGUGGUCCGGUCCUCUAGACAGGAAAGCAGUCGGGGCAGCCUGGAGCUGCAACUUCCUGAGCUUGAGCCCCCCACAACCCUGGCUCUAGGUCUUCUGGCUCCUGGCAGGAAGAAGCAGAGGCUGAGAUUGUCAGUGUUUCAGCACGAAAUGGACCAAGAACUGCCUCUCUCCCAAGAGCCUCGUGGGAAUGCCAGUGCCUCCUCCCUCACCAGCUCCCUCAGUUUGACCUUUGCCACGCCUCUCCAACCACAGUCAGUACAGAGGCCUGGCUUGGCUCGCAGACCUCCUACCCGCCGAGCUGUAGAUGUGGGUGCAUUUUUGCAGGAUCUGCGAGAGACUUCUUUGGCCUUGGCUUCUCCGGGUGACAGCCUCAGAACCCCUGUUGCCACCCUGCCAACGGAUACCGUGUUGGAGGACACUCAGCCCUUCUCCCAGCCCUUGGUUGGCCAUUCCCCCAGUGUGUACCACUCCCUGCCCUUUCUCUCUCACACUGAGGCGGAAAAUGCUGAGAGGGCUGUCAGUCGUAGGACACAGAGCAGUGGGUCUAGGCUGCAGAACCACAAUCCUGGAAAACCAGCUCAACUUCUGGCAGGAAAGGCAAAGAAAAUUGAUGUCCUUGCUGUGAGCCUCCCAAACAAUAGCAGUGCUAUCUCUGGAGAAGAUAGAGUAGAGCCCUUACAGAAUGGAGUUGGCGAGGAGGCAGAGGAAAGGAUGGAGGAAAGUUUGAGUGUGAGUGAAGUGAUGGGCUCAACAGGAACACAAGGUUCUGUCAGGACAGAAAAGUCUAAGGGACAUGGAGAAAUGACUGAAGCUCUUGAGGCCAAGGAGCCAGAAGGAUCUUCAGAAGAUGAGGACAUCUCUGGCAGGACAGCAAGUCCAGAGUUGGCCUCCAGCACCACUGAGUUUCUUCAGGCCAGGCAACCUCAGUUUCUUGAGCCAGCCCCACCGCCUACCACUACAGUCUUAUCUUCAGAGCCUCUGGAGCCUCUACCGACCAGGCAUCCCCCCAGGGCCCGAACCCAUGGCUCCAGGCCCCGUCAAGAUCCCCACAAGACUGGAUUAAGCCACUAUGUGAAACUCUUUAGCUUCUAUGCUAAGAUGCCCAUGGAGAAGAAGGCUCUUGAGAUGGUGGAGAAGUGCCUGGACAAGUAUUUCCAGCAUCUUUGUGAUGACCUGGAGGUAUUUUCUGCUCAUGCUGGCCGCAAGACUGUGAGGCCAGAGGACCUGGAACUGUUGAUGCGACGGGGAAGUUGCUCUUGAGGACAGUGCUGUUGGGAGACACAAGGGCCAAGAGACCUGGCUGAGGCCUGCUCACCCAUCUUCCUGUACCCCUCUGCCAGCCCCAACAGUGCUCAAAAUGGACAAGUGUUGAGGCUGUGAGCCCUUCCUGCCAGGCUCCCCUUUCCCCUGCAUAUCUGGGAGCCUGGCCAGAAGAAAUGUUGGACAGGAGUUUGGAUAGCUGGACCAGACUCUCAC